AUGGCUACCCCCGGUGUCCUUACCUUUGAUGCUGAGGGUCGUGCUGUUGACUUUGAGGAGCGCCUCCUAGCAGCAGAGAAGAGCAUAGUCGCUAUAGGAGCCUCUCAUGGUGACCCUCGCACCCCCGUCUUUGAGGGGUGUUCCCCUUCCCCCCUCUUGCCCUCUGUUGCCUCUACUGCUGCGGCCGACCUCGUUGGUUUCGAGUCGGUCAGCGCAGCGUCUACCCCUAGCGGGAGACGCCGCACCAGCAAGGGCAAGGGGGGCAAGGGCGCUGGAGGGGCUGGCGGGGGUGGUGGAGGUGGUGGUGGAGGCAGUGGAGGGGGUGGGGGUGGUGGUGGGAGUGGUGGCGGGGGUGGAGGUGUUGGUGGCAGAAAAGGAGGCGGAGGAGGCGGCGGCGGUGGCGGAGGGAGCGGAGGCGGCAGAUGUGGCGGAGGCAGCGGAGGUGGCGGAGGCGGCGGAGGUGGCGGAGGCGGCGGAGGUGGCGGAGGCGGCGGCGGCAGCGGUGGAGCUGGUCGCGGCUCUGCGCAGAGGAGUGGGUCCGGUGGUGGUCCGCGCCAGCAGCAGCAGCGCAGUUGUGAGACCCUGUCCCCUUAG
This is a messenger RNA of Closterium sp. NIES-65, 594 nucleotides long. NCBI's taxonomy places the organism in Eukaryota, Viridiplantae, Streptophyta, Zygnematophyceae, Desmidiales, Closteriaceae. The record is from the annotation of a GenBank genome assembly.